This is a messenger RNA of Paramecium tetraurelia, 1817 nucleotides long. RefSeq lists its product as uncharacterized. The record is from RefSeq and is a predicted model, not a curated record. Gene Ontology annotation, biological process: protein N-linked glycosylation. Lineage: Eukaryota; Ciliophora; Oligohymenophorea; Peniculida; Parameciidae. Gene Ontology annotation, cellular component: oligosaccharyltransferase complex; membrane. The transcript is spliced from 5 exons.
AUGAUCAUUGCAAUACUCUUAUUGACCACAGUUUUUGCAUUUCCCAAAUACAAGCAAAACCUAUUUGUGACCAAACCUGAAUCCCUCAAAAAAUUAGCAUACUAAUUGUCAAUAGCUUCUGAUUUACAGGCUGACGUGGAUCAAGAUCAAGUUUGUACUUGGUUGAAAGAGUAUACUUUAACAACAGCCUAAGAUGCAUAUUAUACAAAGCUUGCCUCAUCAUUUUUGGAAGAAUGUCAGGUGGACUACAACAUCGACUUACCAUAGAUUGAUUAAGAUGAUUUCGAAUCAAUUUACUAUAAUUCCCUUCUGAACGGGUAAUGUCCAUAAUUAGAGUAUUUUAUCACAGCUGGAGGUGCAGCCAAGCCAUAGCUUAAAAAAUAAGAUGACUCAUAUAGAACAGCAGCUCAAGUAUAUCAUCUUGCCACUAUUUGCAACACUAUUCACAAUGACACCCCCAAGGUCCAUUAGGCAAUCCAAGAAGCCAUCUUUAACUUCUAAGAAAUGUACGACGGAGUCAUCGGAAUAUUGGAUAGAGAUAAUUCAGCAGCAGUCACUGCCUCAAUAUUAUACUCAUUUUUUACUUUCAACAUCACCAAUCUCCAUCCCAAACUCUAAGACCUCCUCUAAAGUCAGAUCUACCAAUAAACUAUUAUCAACUUCCUCUUCUAAAGAACCCAAGUCUUAGGAUCUAUUGAUGAAUAGUAUUGGAUUACAAAGUUAUUCUCAUUGAGCCAAGUCAACUCCAUCGUCCAUCCCAUUUUCUAAGACUAUUACCUGGUGAAUAAGGGAAAAGCCCAAAUCAAUGUUAAGUUCGUUAACUUCAAAGGAGAAAAGGUCUAACCUACAGAAGUCUCAGCUUUCAUUGAAAGUCAAAAGGAGAAUUACACAUAUACUCCAAUAAAAUCAAAAGAAUUUAGUGGCUAUUUUGAGGUUUCAACAGUUGGCUCACUUCCCUUUGAAUUGCAUUUCCCCAAUUACGUUUUUAAACACACUAUUAAGGUAUUACAAGAGAUUGAGAUUGAGGAAGUCAUGUUUGAUGUUGUUGAUUCUAAGACUUCAAAACCCAAUUUCCAUCACAGUGUUGAAAGUGGAGAAGUGUAUCCUGCCACUCUAAAUGCUAAUGAAAAGAGUUUCCUACAUGUCAUCAUCAAAACUAAAAAUCAUGUUAAAUCAUAAGUUGCCAUCAGACUUGUUCAUCCCAAAUAUCCCUCUGCUACCACCUAAGUCUUUGCUGAGUAUGAUACCAAAAGAAAGAUAUUUUAUGGUAUUAUUGAUUUCGGAGACCCUGAUCAUGUUACACCACUCAAUGCAAUCUAUUAAGUUGAAUUGCUUCUGGCUGAUUCAAAUGUAUUGCCUAAAAGAUGGAGUUUCCUCAAAAUAGAUACUAAGUUUUAAGCUUAAACUACCUUCUAAAGUGACGGCCAUUAUAAAUUGCCUUAGGAAAUCGUCCAUCAAUUCAGCCAAGAGGAACCUGAAAUUCCAUUCUUUUUUGUUUCCUUCUUUGUCGCAAUUAUUGUUAUUGCUUUCAUAUUUUUCCUCAGAAUCAUCUCAAAUUUAAAUCUAAGUUUUGAGAAAUUGCCUAAGAACAAUUCAAACAUUGUUUAUUUGUUUAUUGCUUUAAUCAUAGGGCUAUUUGUUGUUCUAACCUUAUUUUGGAUUAAAUUAAAUUUGAUUGAAACCGUAUCAGUUUUAGGAGUCCUAAGUGUACCCUUAGUAGUUGUUGGAAACUAUGCACUUUUAGCGUUGAGGAAAUCAGAAAAAUUAGAUUGAUAAAUAAUAUAUAUAAUGCAAUGUGUAUUUUAAUUAUUUUUGUU